Molecule: messenger RNA, 6264 nt
Organism: Eubalaena glacialis (North Atlantic right whale)
Lineage: Eukaryota; Metazoa; Chordata; Mammalia; Artiodactyla; Balaenidae
Gene: RAPGEF1
Product: Rap guanine nucleotide exchange factor 1
Exons: 27
Coding region: 34-3828 (1264 amino acids)
Biological process (GO): Ras protein signal transduction; positive regulation of GTPase activity
Cellular component (GO): plasma membrane
Molecular function (GO): guanyl-nucleotide exchange factor activity
Source: RefSeq, a predicted model, not a curated record
CCUGUGGCCCCGCAGCGGCCCGGCGCGGGCCCGAUGAGCGGCGGCCUCGGCCUCCGGCGCAGCCCGGAAAUGUCCGGCAAGAUCGAGAAAGCAGACUCUCAGCGUUCUCAUCUCUCCUCCUUCACCAUGAAGCUGAUGGACAAAUUCCACUCACCCAAAAUCAAGAGAACGCCAUCAAAGAAGGGAAAACCAGCUGAGGUGUCUGUGAAGAUUCCAGAGAAGCCUGUGAACAAAGAGGCAACAGACAGAUUUCUACCAGAGGGCUACCCUAUCCCCUUGGAUCUGGAGCAGCAGGCAGUAGAAUUUAUGUCCACCAGUGCUGUGGCUUCCAGGUCUCAAAGGCAGAAGAACCUGAGCUGGCUGGAAGAGAAAGAGAAGGAAGUUGUCAGUGCCUUGCGCUACUUUAAGACCAUUGUGGACAAAAUGGCUAUUGAUAAGAAGGUACUGGAGAUGCUUCCAGGGUCUGCCAGCAAGGUGCUGGAGGCCAUCUUACCCCUGGUGCAGAGCGACCCUCGAAUUCAACACAGCUCAGCCCUCUCCUCCUGCUAUAGCCGAGUGUACCAAAGUCUCGCCAACCUCAUUCGUUGGUCUGACCAAGUGAUGCUAGAAGGUGUGAACUCAGAAGAUAAAGAGAUGGUGACAACUGUGAAGGGGGUCAUCAAAGCCGUGCUGGACGGAGUGAAGGAGCUGGUCAGACUUACCAUCGAGAAGCAGGGGCAUCCGUCUCCAACAAGCCCAGUGAAACCCAGUUCCCCAGCCUGCAAACCCGACGGCCAGUCUGAGCUCCCCCUGACAGAUCGAGAGAUGGAGAUUCUAAACAAGACGACCGGCCUGUCGCAGUCGGCCGAGGGGCUCCCAGAUUCCACGGAUGAAGAGGUCGCGCCCCCCAAACCCCCCUUACCUGGCAUUCGUGUGGUUGAUAAUAGUCCUCCACCAGCAUUGCCACCGAAGAAGAGACAGUCGGCUCCAUCCCCUACCCGAGUGGCCGUCGUGGCCCCCAUGAGUCGAGCCACCAGUGGCUCCAGUUUGCCUGUUGGAAUUAAUAGGCAGGAUUUUGACGUGGACUGUUACGCACAGAGACGACUGUCGGGAGGCAGCCACUCAUAUGGCGGCGAGUCGCCCCGCCUGUCCCCCUGCAGCAGCAUAGGCAAGCUCAGCAAGUCGGACGAGCAGCUGUCCUCUCUGGACAGGGACAGCGGGCAGUGCUCCCGGAACACAAGCUGUGAAACACUAGAUCAUUACGACCCUGACUACGAAUUCCUCCAGCAAGACCUCUCUAACGCAGACCAGAUACCUCAGCAAGUGGCCUGUAACCUCAGCCCGUUGCCAGAGUCCUUGGGGGAGUCUGGGUCUCCAUUUCUUGGCCAUCCUUUCCAGUUGCCUCUGGGCAGCUGUCCCCAGCCAGAGGGGCCCUCGGCCCCAGGGCAGCAGAUGGACGUGCCGCCUGCUCUUCCCGAGAAGAAGCGCAGGAGCGCGUCCUCCCAGACGGCGGACAGCUCUGGCUGCAGGGCGUCCUACGAGCGGCACCCCUCGCAGUACGACAACAUCUCCGAGGAGGACCUGCAGAACCCGGCCUCGGUCCAGUCCGUCCCCUUCACGCCCUUUGCUGCUAUUCUUCCCUUUCAGCAAGGAGGUUCCUCAGCCUCUGUCGAAUUUGUGGGUGAUUUCACUGUUCCUGAAUCAACGGGUGACCCAGAAAAACCUCCUCCUCUACCAGAGAAGAAAAACAAACACAUGCUGGCCUACAUGCAGCUGCUCGAGGACUACUCGGAGCCGCAGCCCUCCGUGUUCUACCAGACGCCGCAGAAGGAGCACGUGUACCGGCAGAAGAACAAGCUGCUCAUGGAGGUGUACGGCUUCAGCGACUCCUUCAGCGCCGGGGACGCCCCGCAGGAGCUCGCCCCGCCCCCCGCCCUGCCCCCCAAGCAGCGGCAGCUGCAGGCCUCCUAUGCUGCUUCUUCCUUCUCCUCUGUCUCCUACUGUGUCCAGCAAACUAAAGUGGCCUUCACUCCCGAGGACGGCAGUGCCACUCAGGGCAUCAGUGUGUCCGUCUCUAACUCCUUUCUCAGCCGGCACGGCAACUUGCCUGUGCCCUCGUAUAAAUCUGUGUUUAGGUCCUACUCCCAGGAUUUCGUGCCUCACAGCCAAGCUUCCGUCCAGCCUUUCCUCCCGUCUACCUCCUCUUCCUCUCCACAUUUCCCACCUGUGCACCAGUCUCAGAGCUCUGACUUAGCGGUGCCAACCGUAGCCAGUCCGCCUCCCAGCACCCUGGACGGGCCUCUCUCAUCUUCUCAGGAGAGCAGCUUUCAUGGGAACACUGUCUGCCUUCCUUCCGAAACCUCUUUCACUGACUCGCCCCAGACGCCUUCGAGCGAACGCGCCAGUGAGGGUGAAUCCGUCAGUCUGUAUGCCUCUGGCCAGAGCAGCGAGGACACUGCCUUCUCUUCUCAGGAAUCACCAGCGUCGAAGGACGGACAUCCCAGAGACGCCUCUUCGGCCGGCAGUGCACCUGGGAAGGAAAGCAGGGACGGCGGGGACAGGGCCCUGAAGUCACCAGAUGCUCCAGAGGCUCAGUCGGAGGAGGAAGUAGACGAGCUGUCCCUCAUUGACCACAAUGAGAUCAUGGCAAGGCUGACGCUCAAGCAAGAGGGCGACGACGGACCAGACGUCCGGGGAGGAUCUGGUGACAUCCUACUGGUCCACGCUACUGAGACGGACAGGAAAGAUCUGGUGUUGUACUGUGAGGCCUUCUUGACCACCUACAGGACCUUCAUCACCCCUGAGGAGCUCAUCAAGAAGCUGCAGUACAGGUACGAGAAGUUCUCUCCUUUUGCUGACACAUUCAAGAAGCGCGUCAGCAAGAACACGUUCUUCGUGCUGGUACGGGUGGUGGACGAGCUCUGCCUAGUGGAGUUGACGGAGGAGAUCUUGAAGCUGCUGAUGGAGCUGGUCUUCCGCCUGGUGUGCAGCGGGGAGCUCAGUCUGGCCCGUGUGCUCCGGAAGAACAUCCUGGACAAGGCGGAGCAGAGGAGGCUGCUCAGGUGUGCCGACUCCGACCAGCCCCUGGCGGCCAGGGGCGUGGCAGCCAGGCCCGGGACCUUGCAUGACUUUCACAGCCAUGAGAUAGCCGAGCAGCUGACACUGCUAGAUGCCGAGCUUUUUUAUAAGAUAGAGAUUCCUGAGGUUUUGCUUUGGGCAAAAGAGCAGAACGAGGAGAAGAGCCCCAACUUGACCCAGUUCACGGAGCACUUCAACAACAUGUCCUACUGGGUCCGGUCAAUCAUCAUGUUACAGGAAAAGGCCCAAGACAGGGAACGGCUGCUCUUGAAGUUCAUCAAGAUCAUGAAGCACUUACGGAAGCUGAACAACUUCAACUCCUACCUGGCCAUCCUCUCGGCGCUGGACUCGGCCCCCAUCCGCAGGCUGGAGUGGCAGAAGCAGACCUCAGAGGGCCUGGCGGAGUACUGCACGCUGAUUGACAGCUCGUCCUCCUUCCGCGCCUACCGGGCCGCCCUCUCGGAGGUGGAGCCGCCGUGCAUCCCAUACCUGGGGCUCAUCCUGCAGGACCUCACCUUCGUUCACCUGGGAAACCCAGACUAUAUUGACGGGAAGGUGAAUUUUUCCAAACGGUGGCAGCAGUUCAACAUCCUGGACAGCAUGCGGUGCUUCCAGCAGGCGCAUUAUGACAUCCGGAGAAACGACGACAUCAUAAAUUUCUUCAACGACUUCAGUGACCACCUGGCCGAGGAGGCGCUAUGGGAACUCUCUCUGAAAAUCAAACCCAGGAACAUAACACGGAGGAAAACAGACCGGGAAGAGAAGACCUAGGAGCAGGUGCCGCAAGCGAGGAGAACUCGAGAGGCUCAGAGGGCCGCUCCGAGGCCGGAAGGGACUUUGGACCUGUUACGUGGCGGUGGCACGUGUCCUGGCCUCAGAGCCACCGGGCCCAUCCAGGCCGCUGCUGUGCCGGGCAGGCGUCCGGAGCUGCAGCAGCUUCCUGCCCCUCCUCCGCAGGAGCAGACCCCCGGCCCGGGGGAGCCAGCGGGCGGUCUCACUGCUGAUUUGUGAACUGGGGGUUGGGUUUGGUUUUGGUUUCUGCUUUUGCUCUGUCUUCCGCUCUCCCUCUCCCCCCUCCCCCCUCCCCCCAAGCCUGGGAGCAGUGCAGGAACUUCAGCAGCAGCCCAGGAGGGUGGGAAUCUUCCGAAUCUCCUGAAAUGACAGAUGAGGAGAGGCCCCAGGACCCUCGGGGCGGGGGCUGCUCUCCCCGUGACCUUCAGUUGGGUGGGCAGAAAGUAGAGGAGACCCAGGGAAGACUCCUUUCACUUUCCAUGUCCUACUUUUUAAGUGGAGGAUGGUGUGAGCUUCUCACCUGGCCCAGAAGGGUACAGCAGGUGGCCUUUCAGCAGCCCUGGGGCUGGUGCUCCUGUCGCGGUACUGGCCCGCCCUUGCUGGGUCACGAGCAGCAGCCGUGGCUGUCAUGGUUUCGCCCCUUCACUUCCUCCGCCCCGUCCCACCGGCCCUCGCCAUCCUCUGGCACCGUGGGAGCUGGGAAAGCAGCAGCUGGAAAGGAAGGACUUGACCAUCCAAGAAACACACUUUAUCUGAGCUGGGGCCAGUAGCUCUUGGUGAGUUAAUCCAGAGAGAGGGGAGAGGGGAGGGGCAUUUCUGUCGGGAGCCCCCUCCUCUGUCGCUUGCCGUGUGCCUUAAACUCCAUCUCCUAUCCGUCCCGCCCUGCGGGCUCCCCUCCUCCCUUGCGCUGAGCCUGGUGGGCCCAAAGGGGCUCCUCUUUGCUCAUCAGACCUUCUGCCAGCCUGACCGGCUCUCCCGUGGGAAGGACAGGGUGUCCCUGCGAGGCCAGGGGCCUGGCGCAGAGGCGCCCCCUGGGGUUGGCGGCCACGGCUCACCUGCCACACGGCAGCGAGGCGCAGCGUCUUCAGGAGCAGGUGCUCUUUCCAUCCUCCUCCUUCAGAACCACUCCCGCUGCUGAGGUUGACAAUCUGAGGUGAGGUCUGCAGGGGCUCUCCACACCCACUGGCCUCCGUGCCAGCCAGACGUGGGCCUGCGGGCAGGCUGCCAUCAGAAUCCGGACUGCUGCCCCCAGGCCGCCCGCCUCCUGUUUCGUUCGUUUUACAUAAUUGAGAGCUCACUUCUCCUGGGUUUGGGACUUGGGCAGGCGAACACCAGGCUCAACCCGGGCUUAGCCCAGUUUAAACAAAACAGAAGAAAAGUAGAAAGCAACAUCUGUUAACUGUUUAAAGAAACAGCCACGUCACUUUGAGUCCUUCAUGGGUCUUUGAACAGCUUUUAUCAAGAAGCUGUUUGUUUGUCCUGUGCACAGAGGGGAGGAAUCUGUGAAAUGUCAGUUACGACCCCUCAGGCAGCGAUCCUGCGGCAGCGGGCGGAACGCGUCACUUUAUUAUUUAAAAAGAGUGUGUGUAUAGAGUCGCUGGUUAUGAACAAUAUUGUGUGUGGGGUUGGGUUUUAGUUUGUUCCCGCUUUUUUAAGUCCUCUCAUUUCAGUCUUUCCCUCCUUCCCACCUUCCUCCUGGCCUGGCCCUGCGCUGCUGCUGCUGCGGUGUGCAGCCGCCGUGUGCUCAGGGCCCAUGGGCUGUGUGGACUGCGGUUCCCUGGGGCCUCCCUCCAUAGGCGGGCAACUGCCGACGCCGCGCUUCGGGCUCAGCGUCCCAGCCGCGAGCUGGACGGGGCUCGGGGGCUUCACCGUCCCUCAAUUCAGAACAGACCCUGCACCCACACCUCCCCUCCUUGCUGGGAGCCCCGGCUCUGAGCCGAGGCACUGGGCAGGCAGUGCAGGUGGACAGGGGGGCCGGCGUGGCCAGGUGACCCUGCAUGAGGACAGCAGGUGCAAUGUGUGUUUUAACUUAUUGGCUGACAGGCUUCCCCACUUUGACCUCAUUGAGACAUUCUGGCUCUGGGAGUUGCCAGCCUGGCUGUGGUUUGUCUGUCUCAGGGGCCAGAUCAGGUGUACGAAUCAGUCUUUACGACAAAGACACCCUCGGGAGGAUUCGUUCCCUGCAGAGGCAGUUCUCACCUGCAGGUGUGGGUGGAUCAGGGCAAGGGCAGGCACGCGCCAGGGCUGAAUUAAACCCCGAUUCUGAGCAGCGCCUCCCUCCCACGGCCCCGCGCCUCCCCAGUGUUACAUUGUAAUAUAUCCCCGACUAACCUGGCUGAUGGUGGCAUCUUCCUGCAGACAUUUCAAACCUGUAACUUUUAUAUGAAAGGAAAAUAAACACAGAUGAAAGCUGUG